AUGUUACUUGUUUUUUAUGCCAAAAGUCAAUGGAAAGUUGGGUUCCUGCAGUCCUUGUGUUUAUAUUUUGAUGAAAAUAAUGGUGGUAAUUAUAAUUAUGAUGAUGGUGAUAAUAAUAACGAUAAUGAUAAUUAUGAUGGGGAUAAUAAUGAUGAUGGUAAUGAUGAUGGUGAUGAUAAUGAUAAGAUGGUGUUUCUUGAAUAUAGAACUCAAAUGCUAGGAUCUUUUAAUUUAGAAUAUCUAAAAGAUUGGCACCAAAGAAUUGGAGAUCCAAAGGGAGAGGAGGAACGUGAAGAAGUACGUAUGGUGAUGGAUUUGUUGUGUGUGAUUUUAAUGUCGAUGUCGGUGUUACAUAAUUUGGUAUUACUUGUUAUGGUUGAUAAUAAUAUUGGCCAUCUCGUAAAACGAGUUGGCGAUUUGUAG
Molecule: messenger RNA, 423 nt
Organism: Rhizophagus irregularis DAOM 181602=DAOM 197198
Lineage: Eukaryota; Fungi; Glomeromycota; Glomeromycetes; Glomerales; Glomeraceae
Source: RefSeq, a predicted model, not a curated record